AGUCGCCGACGCCUCGGGGUUCGGGCCAACCACCGGCAGUAACUCGUCCUAAACCCACCUCCCUCGGCGAAAGCUGAACCGCAGCGGCAGGCAAGCAUCCACAUCUCACACUGCUCUCGGCGCUCGAUUUCCCUCCAAACGAAACCAACCACAGGCACAGCGCGCUCGAGUCGGGCUCGUCGGAUGGCGUCCGGUGGAGUCGCACGCGGCCGCCUCACCGAGGAGCGCAAGACGUGGCGCAAGACCCACCCCCAUGGGUUCGUGGCGAAGCCGGCGACGCUGCCGGAUGGCUCCGUCAACCUCAUGGUCUGGAAGUGCGUCGUCCCCGGCAAGGAAGGCACUGAUUGGGAGGGUGGUUAUUUCCCAGUUACCCUCCACUUUACUGAAAAUUACCCGAGUAACCCUCCAACCUGCAAGUUUCCACGAAAGUUUUUACAUGUCAAUGUCUACGAUUCUGGGGAUGUAUGCCUGUCAAUACUUGGCGACGCAUGGAAGCCUUCCAUCACAAUGCGGCAAAUUCUUAUAGGCAUCCAGGACCUUCUAGAUAACCCGAAUCCAGCAUCCCCUGCACAGGAUUUGGCGUAUGAUCUCUUUACAAAGAAUAUGCUGGAGUACAGGAAACGUGUUCGUCAGCAGGCGAAGCGGUAUCCUUCGCUGGUGUAGCAUUGGACCGUCUGCCAUACACUUGGAGUUAACCAAAGUACUCAUGGUGGAGCGGAACGUGUCAUGAUUGUGUUUAUGAUCACACACUGGAAUUGGCGACAUAGCCGUACGCUUAUUGGAACCUCUAAAAUGCACUUAAAAUGCAACACUUAUUGCUAAUUCUUGUCACCA
This is a messenger RNA of Panicum hallii, 834 nucleotides long. RefSeq names its product SUMO-conjugating enzyme SCE1-like. Lineage: Eukaryota; Viridiplantae; Streptophyta; Magnoliopsida; Poales; Poaceae. Gene Ontology annotation, cellular component: nucleus. The record is from RefSeq and is a predicted model, not a curated record. Gene Ontology annotation, biological process: protein sumoylation. Gene Ontology annotation, molecular function: SUMO conjugating enzyme activity. The coding region runs from base 184 to 663 and encodes 159 amino acids. The transcript is spliced from 5 exons.